Molecule: messenger RNA, 1553 nt
Organism: Pocillopora meandrina
Lineage: Eukaryota; Metazoa; Cnidaria; Anthozoa; Scleractinia; Pocilloporidae
Source: the annotation of a GenBank genome assembly
AAAAGAUCCAAUGUGAAUGGUGUGGUUACCCUUCUUGUUGACUCCCAACCAUUGUCCGUUUUCUGUCACAUGGGAAAUUUUGGGUGUGGAGAUGGAGAAUGGACGCCAGUCAUGAAGAUUGACGGCAGAAAGGUGCAUACUUUCAUUAAAUAAUUCAUUUCCUGUAUAAACCCUCUUUCGCUCUCUUUCAAAACGUUGCAAGUUAAAAACGUGCAUGUAACUUAUGUAUGCCUCUUGUGUUUCAUCGAGAGGGUAAUACAUGAAGAAAAGACCUCGUUCAAGACUUAUUGUGUGUAGUGACUGUUGAAAAAGAAUGAAAAAGAAUGCAUAAAUAUAUGCUAACAUAUUUUUCUUUAAUAUCAUGUAACAGCUAGAUAAGAAAUACACAUCAUUAAGAUCAUAAUUCGGUUAAAAGCUGUUCGUAACAAAGAAUAUAUCGUAUCUGAGUUGAAGUUCCACGCUAGUUAAUGGAUAUGUAGAUAUCACACUGAUUUAAAGAGCUGUCAUUGCUCAUCCCCUACACAGAGAGGGGAAGGGGGGUAGGUAGAGGAGGAUUUUUGGAGGACUAUAGAACAUUUAGGGCCGACCAACUUGCCAAUGAGGAGGAAUCGUGGAUCAUAGGAAUAUCACAGAGUCUUAUCGGGGGAUCAGUUUACUUUUAUCGCGACACAAACAAACUCCAAUUUUUUUUUGUCAUAUCUAAAAAGAGAUAAGAAUUUCUCUAAGGAAUAACAACGUCUAUCAUCCUUCAUUCACUUCACAAAUUAUUAUCACAUCAAUGCCUCUUGAUUGGCGGGCAAAUGAAAAAACAUCAGAACGCCUUAUAACUAGAUAGGUAUGUCAUGCACUGAUCUACGUUGCAAGGUCCGUGUUGGAAAAAAAAAGACCUUAGUCUUCACGACACGAUGCUGUAAACACCAACGGUAAAACAAAUGAGUAAUGGAUCAAUAAAUGCAGAUACACGACAGGAAUUCGACAGCAAAUAUCCAUUAAUUCGGAGUAAAUAAAAAAAUUGAAUUGCUCCUAUAUUUCAGACCACAUUCCAUUAUAAUAAACAUUACUGGAUAAAAAAUCAAGGAUACAAUCUUCCCGGAGGGGAGACUGGGUUCGACAGACAGGAAUCAAAGCUACCCACCUACUGGAACACAUCCUUCUUCAAGAUCUGUCUCGGUAUGAAGAUCCACCAACAGCUCAGGUUCAUUGUCAUCCACGAGCAAGCUGACUCUCUGUACUCACUGAUUGCUGAUGGCCAAUACCGCGCCACCUCACUGGGUGGUGAGAAGUGGAAAGAGUUGAUUGGUUCCCAAGGCUCAUUACAGUACAACUGCAACAAAGAAGGGUUCAAUUUCGUUUGUAGUUGGAGUGGAUAUUCUAAAGCCAGAAUUGGUAUUGUUAGCAACAACGAGGAUGAGUGUGACUCGUGCAACUCGAGGAUCAGAUUUGGCACAGCAGGGAGACCUGGCAAUUCAAACACGUGCGGUAACGAGGCCGAUGUUUCUCCAGAUAAUGGAGACAAACACAUCAAAGCCAUGGGAUACAUCUUGGUACAAUAA